This is a messenger RNA of Euleptes europaea (tarantolino), 1931 nucleotides long. It is a transcript of the gene RBBP8NL, whose product is annotated as RBBP8 N-terminal like. The transcript has 13 exons. NCBI's taxonomy places the organism in Eukaryota, Metazoa, Chordata, Lepidosauria, Squamata, Sphaerodactylidae. The coding region runs from base 42 to 1931 and encodes 629 amino acids. The record is from RefSeq and is a predicted model, not a curated record. Gene Ontology annotation, molecular function: single-stranded DNA binding; flap-structured DNA binding; double-stranded DNA binding. Gene Ontology annotation, biological process: DNA double-strand break processing involved in repair via single-strand annealing; double-strand break repair via homologous recombination. Gene Ontology annotation, cellular component: site of double-strand break.
UUCGCAAGUUGGGACCACGCCCAUGUGACAACACGCAGAAUAUGGCAAGUGAAAAUUUUGUGGAAUUCUUGAACAAACUCAAGGAAAUGCACGAGAAGGAAGUCCAAGGCCUGCAAACAAAGCUGAAUGAGCUAACCAAUGAGAAAUGUCGAGAUGCCCAAAGAAUAGAAGAGCUCUUUGCCAAAAACCACCAGCUACGAGAACAGCAGAAAGUCCUUAAAGACAAUGUGAAAGUGCUGGAAAACAGGUUACGAGCUGGUCUCUGUGACAGAUGCCAAGUGACUCAAGAGCUUGCAAAGAAGAAGCAGCAUGAAUUUGGAAAGGCCCAUUUCCAGAGCCUCCAACACAUCUUCAUCCUCACUAAUGAAUUGAAUAAGAUGAGAGAGGAGAACAAGAGGCUGAAGGAAGAGCUGAAGCAGUUCUGCAGCAUGGAGGGCAGGCCAAAGCCCUCGAGGGUGUUAUCCAGAGAUGGGAGCUCCACCCCAGACUCACCUUUACCCUUGCUGUCCCCACGGAACAGAAAAUCCAGCUCCGAGAGAACCGCUAGUCACGAAUCAGAAGAUACAUAUAAUCAGUCACCGAAUCUCAGAAGCUCUCCGGGUAUCAGGGUGUCUCCUAACACAAUUUUCCAGGGAGAACAUGUUCCAGAGAUGACUGCUCAGAAGAUAGCAAACCAGCUGCAUGGAACGAUUGCUUUAGUAAGCCCCAGUUCGAGGUCCAGCUCUCAGGAAAGAAACGGUGAAGAAAAUGCAAGCCCGCCACCUGCCAGCAAAACUCCGCCCUCCCCUCCGCCUGCUCGAAGUCCCAGCUUUGAAGUUUAUUCAAGAGCGAGCAAAACAGACUCCCGUGAAAUCGCAUCAUCCUACGAAACGCUGAAGCUCGCUGCCAGGAAGGAGCAACUCUGCCUCCUCAAUGAACACUUUGCCCUCCGCAAUCUUGGUCUUCGGAAAAACUCUGGAAGCCGGGACAGCACUUUCCCUCACCACUUGUUCAUGGCCAGGGAAGCAGGGGGCAAAGCACGGUCCCGGUAUGAGUGGGAAAGCCAUGCCUCCAUCUUGGAUCUCCCAGGCGCGGUGGUGUAUAUGAAGGAACCCCCUUUGGAGAACCGGCUCCCAUUCCUUCAUCACCCAGAGAAGCUACAGUAUCUACUGGCACAGCAACAAGAGUUGAAGGCCAGAAUGGAGGCCAGCUUCAACCCCUCCCAAGACAGAUCCCCCUCUCCGUCGCCGACGGCGGACAAGGAAUGCAAAAAGGAAAGGCUCUUUUGGGAAGAUCCUGUUGACGGGACGAGAGAGAAAUGGAUCUUGAUCGAUAGGGAAGACCUGGAGCAAACGGAGAAGGCAGAGACCAUGAGGGAGCAUCUCACCGAGGCACCUCUGGACCUAUCUGAUUAUGGAAGAGGAAGGGAGAACCUGAAGAUGGCUAAAUGGCAAGAGCCCCCCAGGAAACGUAAGGCGGAGAGUCCCGGUCGAGAGCUGAGGGAAAGCCCUGUUCUUCAGAAAACUUGCUCCUCCGGCCAGCUCGAAGUAGUUAGACAUCUCCAGAAGAGCAAAGAGUCAGAGAAGCUCAUUAUCAAAGCCCAACAAGAUGUAGCAGCAUCUUUGAUCUCUACGGUACAAGAACAUCCCAUUUCCAAGACUGUUUCAAGUGAUACAGAUGCUGAUCUAGAGAAAAAGAUGCCUUUUGGCGCAGAGAAGCAAGAAACAGAUGACCCCGAGGAUGCCAAUUCAGAAUCAGCCAAGGAAGAAUCUGAUGAACCCAACACAUCAGACAGUGAGGUGACUGGCACUGGGGACGACGAACGCUUCCAAGGCCCUUCCAUGAAAGAAAAAUAUUGCUCUGUAAAGGAGAACAACCAGGCAUUGCCAAAGAAGCGGAAACGAGGACAGGAUUCAUGGCAAAAAGCACUGAUCAAGAACUACUGCCUCUGA